AUGAAAUAUGAUGUGCGUGUCAAUUUCACUGAAGAGGAGUGGGCAUUCCUGGAUCCUUCACAGGAAUAUCUCAUCGAAGAUGAUAUGCUGGAGACAUAUAUGAACCUCACUGGUCUAGGAUACACUUGGGAAGAUCUUGAAUUUGAAGAACAUUGUCAAAGUUUUCAAAGUCAUGAAAGGAAUGAAAUAACAAACACUGGAGAGAAACCCUAUGAUUGUAAGGAAUAUGGUAAAGCUCAAAACAGUGUUCUUCAAAGUGACGAAAGAACACAUACAGGAGAGAAACCCUAUGAAUGUAAAGAAUAUGUUAAAGCUUUAGAUCCAAGCAGUGUUCUUCAAAGUGACAAAAGAACACAUACUGGAGAGGAACCCUAUGAUUGUAAAGAAUAUGCUUUUGAUCAAAAUAGUGUUCUUCAAAGUGAUGAAAUAACACAUACUGGUGAGAAACCCUAUGAAUGGAAGGAAUAUGGUGAAGCCUUUGAUCAAAAUAGUGUUCUUCAAAGUGAUGAAAGAACACUUACUGGAGAGAAACCCUAUGAAUGUAAGGAAUAUGGUGAAGCCUUUGAUCAAAACAGUGUUCUUCAAAGUGAUAAAAGAACACAUACUGGAGAUAGACCCUAUGAAUAUAAGGAAUAUGGUGAAGCUUUUGAUCAAAACAGUGUUUUUCAAAGUGAUGAAAGAACACAUACUGGAGAGAAACCCUAUGAAUGGAAGGAAUAUGGUGAAGCUGUUCUUCAAAGAGAUGAAAUAACACAUACUGGUGAGAAACCCUAUGAAUGGAAGGAAUAUGGUGAAGCCUUUGAUCAAAACAGUGCUCUUCAAAGUGACAAAACACAUACAGGAGAGAAACCCUAUGAAUGGAAGGAAUAUGGUGAAGCCUUUGAUCCAAACAGUGUUCUUCAAAGUGAUGAAAGAACACAUACUGGAGAGAAACUCUAUGAUUGUAAGGAAUAUGGUGAAGCUUUUGACCAAAACAGUGUUCUUCAAAGUGAUGAAAGAACACAUACUGGAGAGAAACCCUAUGAAUAUAAGGAAAAUGGUGAAGCUUUUUAUCAAAUCAUUGUUCUUCAAAGUGAUGAAAGAACACACACUGGAGAGAAACCCUAUGAAUGGAAGCAAUACGGUGAAGCCUUUGAUCAAAACAGUGUUCUUCAAAGUGAUGAAAGAACACAUACUGGAGAGAAACCCUAUGAAUGGAAGGAAUAUGGUGAAGCUUUUGAUCAAAACAGUGUUCUUCAAAGUGAUGAAAGAACACAUACUGGAGAGAAACACUAUGAAUGGAAGGAAUAUGGUAAAGCUUUUGAUCAAAAUAGUGUUCUUCAAAGUGAUGAAACAACACAUACUGGUGAGAAAGCCUAUGAUUGUAAAGAAUAUGAGAAACCCUGUGAAUAUAAGGAAUAUGGUGAAGCUUUUUAUCAAAUCAUUGUUCUUCAAAGUGAUGAAAGAACACAUACUGGAGAGAAACCUUAUGAAUGUAAGGAAUAUGGUGAACCUUUUUAUGAAAACAGUGUUCUUCAAAGUGACAAAAGAACACAUACUGGAGAGAAACCCUAUGAUUGUAAGGAAUAUGGUAAAGGUUUUGAUCAAAACAGUGUUCUUCAAAGUGAUGAAAGAACACAUACUGGAGAGAAACCCUAUGAUUAUAAGGAAUAUGGUGAAGCUUUUUAUCAAAACAUUGUUCUUCAAAGUGACAAAAGAACACAUACUGGAGAGAGACCCUAUGAUUGUAAGGAAUAUGGUAAAGAUUUUGAUCAAAACACUGUUCUUCAAAGUGAUGAAACAACACAUACUGGUGAGAAACCCUAUGAAUGUAAGGAAUAUGGUGAAGUCUUUGAUCAAAACAAUGUUCUUCAAAGUGAUGAAAGAACACAUACUGGAGAGAAACUCUAUGAAAGGAAGGAAUAUGGUGAAGCUUUUAAUCAAAACAGUGUUCUUCAAAGUAAUGAAAGAACACAUCCUGGAGAGAAACCCUAUGAAUGUAAGGAAUAUGGUGAAGCUUUUGAUCAAAACAGUGUUUUUCAGAGUGAUGAAAGAACACAUACUGGAGAGAAACCAUAUGCAUGUAACCAAUGUAGUAAGGCCUUUGCACGUCGCAGUCAUCUUCAAAGGCAUAAAAGAACACAUACUAGAGAGAAACCUUUUCAAUGUAAGGAAUGUGGUAAAACCUUUGCUCAAAACAGUGUUCUUCAAAGUCAUGAAAGAACACAUAGAGGAGAGAAACCCUAUGAAUGUAAUCAAUGUAAUAAAGCUUUUGUACGUCAUAGUCAUCUUCAAAGGCAUAAAAGAACACAUACUAGAGAGAAGCCUUUUCAAUGUAAGGAAUGUGGUAAAACCUUUGCUCGCAACAGUGUUCUUCAAAGUCAUGAAAGAACCCAUACUGGAGAGAAACCGUAUGAAUGUAAUCAAUGUAGUAAAGCCUUCAUACGUCAUAGUCAUCUUCAAAGGCAUAAAAGAAUACAUACUAGAGAGAAACCCUUUGAAUGUAAGGAAUGUGGUAAAGCCUUUGCUCAAAAGACUGUUCUUCAAAGUCAUGAAAGAACACAUACUGGAGAGAAACCCUAUGAAUGUAAUCAAUGUAAUAAAGCCUUUGCACAUCACAGUCAUCUUCAAAGGCACAAAAGAACACAUACUGGAGAGAAACCCUAUGAAUGUAGUCAGUGUGGUAAAACCUUUUCUCAAAACAGUGUUCUUCAAAGUCAUGAAAGAACACAUACUGGAGAGAAAUCAUAUGAAUGUAACCUAUGUAAUAAAGCCUUUGUAAGUCACAGUCAUCUUCAAAGACAUACAAAAACACAUACUGGGGAGAAACCCUAUGAAUGUAGUCAGUGUGGCAAAGCCUUUGCUCAAAACAGUGUUCUUCAAAGUCAUGAAAGAAUACAUACUGGAGAAAAAUCAUAUGAAUGCAAUGUAUGUAGUAAAGCCUUUGUACGUCACAGUCAUCUUCAAAGACAUAAAAGAAUACAUACUGGAGAGAAACCCUAUGAAUGUAAUCAGUGUGGCAAAGCCUUUGCUGAAAACAGUAUUCUUCAAAGUCAUGAAAGAACACACACUGGAGAGAAACCAUAUGCAUGUAACCAAUGUAGUAAAACCUUUUUUCGUCACAAUCAUCUUCGAAGGCAUAAAAGAACACAUACUGGAGAAAAACCCUAUGAAUGUAGCCAAUGUGGUAAAGCCUUUGCUCGAAACAGUAUUCUUCAAAGUCAUGAAAGAACACAUACUGGAGAGAAACCCUAUGAAUGUAAUCAAUGUAUUAAAGCCUUUACACAUCAUAGUCAUCUUCAAAGGCAUGAAAGAACACAUACUGGAGAUAAACCCUUUGAAUGUUACCAAUGUGGUAAAGCCUUUGCUCAAAACAGUGUUCUUCAAAGUCAUGAAAGAACACAUACUGGAGAGAAACCGUAUGAAUGUAAUCAAUGUAGUAAAGCCUUUGUACGUCAUAGUCAUCUUCAAAGGCAUAAAAGAACACAUACUACUGAAACCCUAUGAAUGUAAAAUCAAUGUG
Molecule: messenger RNA, 3502 nt
Organism: Peromyscus maniculatus bairdii (prairie deer mouse)
Lineage: Eukaryota; Metazoa; Chordata; Mammalia; Rodentia; Cricetidae
Source: RefSeq, a predicted model, not a curated record